AUGGCCAAGAAAUACAAAGGUCCAGCUAUUGGAAUUGACCUUGGAACAACCUAUUCAUGUGUAGCAGUUUGGCAGGGCCAAAACAAUCGUGCAGAGAUCAUUCACAAUGAUCAAGGAAACACAACUACACCUUCUUUUGUUGCUUUUACGGAUUCUCAAAGGUUAAUUGGUGAUGCUGCUAAAAAUCAAGCUGCUUCAAACCCGGCCAACACUAUCUUUGAUGCAAAGAGGUUAAUCGGAAGGAAAUAUAGUGAUUCUGUUAUUCAGAAUGACAUACAGUUGUGGCCAUUUAAGGUUGUUGCUGUAAAAGAUGACAAACCCGAGAUCAUUGUUAAGUAUAAGGGUAGGGAGAAGGGCUUUUGUGCUGAGGAAAUUUCAUCAAUGGUCCUCACAAAGAUGCGUGAGAUUGCUGAGAAAUUUUUGGGAUCAACCGUUGAGAAUGCAGUAGUUACCGUGCCUGCUUAUUUCAAUGAUUCUCAGCGAAAAGCAACAAAAGAUGCUGGUGUCAUUGCUGGCCUCAACGUUAUAAGGAUAAUCAACGAACCUACUGCUGCUGCUCUUGCAUAUGGCCUUCAGAAGAGAACUAAUUGUGUUGAAGAGAGAAAUAUUUUCAUAUUUGAUCUUGGUGGAGGAACAUUUGAUGUUUCUGUCCUCACUAUUAAGAAUAAUGUGUUUGAUGUCAAGGCCACUGCAGGAGAUACUCAUCUCGGAGGCGAAGAUUUUGAUAACAGAAUGGUGAAUCACUUUCUGAUGGAGUUCAAGAGGAAGCAUAAUAAGGACCUUAGUGCAAACCCUAGGGCUCUUAGGAGGUUGAGAACAGCUUGCGAGAGGGCAAAAAGGACACUUUCAUUUGAUACCGAGGCCACCGUUGACAUAGAUGCCUUAUAUGAGGGUAUUGACUUCCAGUCAUCCCUCACUCGGGCCAAGUUUGAGCAACUCAAUUUUGAUCUCUUUGAAAAAUGUAUGAAGACUGUUGAGAAUUGUCUUACUGAUUCUAAGAUAAACAAGAGUAGUGUGGAUGAUGUUGUUCUUGUUGGCGGUUCUUCUAGAAUUCCCAAAAUGCAGCAAAUGUUGCAAGACUUUUUCAUGUGGAAGGACCUUUGUUUCAGCAUCAACCCCGACGAGGCUGUUGCUUAUGGUGCAGCUGUUCAAGCUUCUUUGUUGUGUGAAGACAUGAAGAGUUCUCUAAACUUAGUUUUGCGAGAUGUCACCCCGUUAUCUCUAGGUAAGUCAAUAAGAGGAGAUGCUAUGAGUGUGGUGAUUCCUAGAAACACUUCCAUUCCUGUUAAGAAAACAAAAGAAUUCUUUACUGUUGAAGAUUACAUCUCCUAUAUGUCGGUUAAGGUUUAUGAAGGUGAGAGAUUAAAAGCCAGUGAGAACAACCUGUUGGGUAAGUUUAACUUAUCAAUUCCUCCCGCUCCUCGUGGCCAUUUUCCUGUCAAAGUAUGUUUUACCAUAGAUGUUGAUGGUAUUUUAAACGUAACGGCGAAGGAAGAAACUAGUGGGAAUGAGAAAGAUAUUACAAUAACAAGUGAAAAAGGAAGGCUAACAACCCAUGAAAUUGAAAGAAUGAUCCAGGAAGCUGAGAAUUUUAAGGCUGAAGACAUGAAGUUUAUGAAGAAAGUUGAAGCAGUCAAUGGUUUGGAUGAUUAUCUUUACAACAUGAGGAAAGUAAUGAAGGAUGAUAGUGUUACAUCAAUGCUCAACUCAAUUGACAAAAUGAAGAUCAAUUCUGCAAUGAUAAAAGGGAAACAAUUAAUUGAUGGCAAGCAGGACCAAGAAACAUUUGCUUUUGUGGAUUUCCAGAGGGAGCUUGAGAACAUCUUUGAAUCAGCGAUGAAAAAGAUCAACAAAGGCUACUCUGAUGAAGAAAGUGACUAUGAUUCUUAA
This is a messenger RNA of Vicia villosa (hairy vetch), 1890 nucleotides long. RefSeq names its product heat shock cognate 70 kDa protein-like. The transcript has 2 exons. Gene Ontology annotation, cellular component: cytoplasm. Lineage: Eukaryota; Viridiplantae; Streptophyta; Magnoliopsida; Fabales; Fabaceae. Gene Ontology annotation, molecular function: ATP hydrolysis activity; ATP-dependent protein folding chaperone; misfolded protein binding. Bases 1 to 1890 code for a protein of 629 amino acids. The record is from RefSeq and is a predicted model, not a curated record. Gene Ontology annotation, biological process: protein refolding; cellular response to unfolded protein.